This is a messenger RNA of Staurois parvus, 321 nucleotides long. Lineage: Eukaryota; Metazoa; Chordata; Amphibia; Anura; Ranidae. The record is from the annotation of a GenBank genome assembly.
CAGGGGUGCGGACUGACAACUCAUGUGGCCCCCCGGGCAAUAGGGGAUCAUGGGGCCCCUGUGUCCUUGCCCAAACUCAAAAAUGCCUAUGAAAAAGGUACCAGGGGCAUCUCAUGGAGCCCCCUACUGACCCCCGGGCCCUCGGGCAGUGCCCAAGUUUCCAAAUGGUCAGUCCGCCCCUGCUGUGCAGUUACACGAUUCUGUCUGUUCCUCACUCAAAAAAGUUUUAAAAACCUAUGCAGGCAGUCAGUGCUCCCUGUGCAUAUUUACAUGAUUGAUAACCAAUUGCCACCAUCUAAAAUCUUUAGGUGGAGUUCUUCU